Molecule: messenger RNA, 1155 nt
Organism: Serpula lacrymans var. lacrymans S7.9
Lineage: Eukaryota; Fungi; Basidiomycota; Agaricomycetes; Boletales; Serpulaceae
Exons: 2
Coding region: 230-709 (159 amino acids)
Source: RefSeq, a predicted model, not a curated record
AAACACCGCAUCGAUAUCGGAAAACCUUCUGACAGUCUGGAAUGUCCAGCACUGGCGUCAUAUAAUACCUGCUGUAUACAUAGCCUAUGUAUACAGCAGCACCGACUAUCAUUCAGGCUGUCGCAUCAUCGUCUUAUCAUUACAUAUAAAAACAGAAUAGUUCUUUCGCGAUAAUACACUACACUAACUCACCAAACCCCCAAGUUCGCUUUGACAAUCAGAGCUCGCGAUGUCAUCCAACUCUUCAAACACUGUAUCAACCACAGACAUCUUAACUUAUCGUCUCAAUCGCAACAUGGUGUAUGUUACGCCACCUCGGGACAUGGAGCAAGCCCUUGAGUUUGCUCGAACUGUCUUUCCGGACGAACUUGCCGAUGUGGAUAGGACUAGAAUAUCCUUCUCAGUCACCGUCAUUUCCGGAGGGAGAAUUAGUGCCGUUGGGAUAAGCCCAUUCGCAUGGUCUGCCAUCGUACCCCAUUUAAUCCGUUACGAAGUCAUCGAUGUGCAUGUUCGACGAGACAACGAUGCACCCCCUGAGUAUUCACAUCGAGAAUCGAAAAGAUCCUCUGAAAAAACCCCGAUCUCGUAUUCACCAAUACCAAUGCAAGCUAGAGCGCGCUCAUGCUAUAGACGGCUGACAACACUAGGGAGAAAUGAGAAGUCUCGGGAGAAAGCUACUCCCUUACAUUGGUUUCAAAGGUUUCAAUGACUUGAACAUUCUUCAUCACGAACCCAUCACUUUCCUUCAUGUUCAUAUAUUUCACUUUUAUCGAUACCCUAUCUAUGGCUCUCACAACACCCCUCAGGCCCAUUGGACUGCAUAUAUAUCUCGAACACCCUGCCCUCAUUUUCACCCGUAGAUUAUUUUCUGGUCUCGCUGAAUUUCCGGUGCAUAUACUCUUAAUAUUGUCGCGGUAGAGUUACAAUUGAGAUUGAUGAGAAUUUUCACCCUGCGAAGUGUAAUUUAAAAGUGCAAAAUUUGAUACUUAGAGCUUGUACAAAGGUUCUCACUUUUCACAGCAAGCAUAACCGACUUUUGUCAAACUCAAAAUCAAUGAAAAAGUCUGAAAGUAGUUAAAAUGCUUAAUUGCAUUGUGGACCUACAAUACUUUAUCAGAAUAGUAUAUUUUUGUUAAUAUAUUUCUACAUAUCCAC